AUGGGCGACGUCCGGAAACAGCCGAGGCGAAGGAAAGGGCCAGACCAGGUCCCGAAGCAGCGCCACCCACGGGGGCCGAUGAAAGGCCAUGGGGCACGGUCGAAACCUUUAGAGCGAGGCGAGACGGUGUCCUCAGAAGCGCGCCACCCACGGGCCGAUGAAGGCAUUGAGCGACUUUCCAAACUGUUGAGGGUGGUGGUGAACGCCAGUGGAGCUCCAGUUCUGUGGCGUGUGAAUGAAGACGGUUUCCUCCGUUCCUCCAUUUUGAACGGCACGACCAUGUGGUUCCUGCAGGGCGCUGACGGACUGGUGGUGCCGGACCACUUCCUGCCCCUGGGACAGAACUACUUCCUCAUACCAUUUCCUCUCCCUCCUGCAGGCUACCAGGGAGCUACCUGUGAGCAGAAGGUGGACCCCUGUGCCUCCGGCCCCUGUCAUAAUAACGGGACGUGUUACGCUCAGGGUCCCGGCCCCCUGGGGUUCGGCUGCAGCUGCACGGCGGGCUUCACCGGCCCCACGUGCGCCCAGCUGGUGGAUUUCUGCGCCCUGAACCCCUGCGCCCACGGGGUCUGCCGCAGCGUGGGCAACAGCUACAGGUGUCUGUGCGUCCCAGGCUACCACGGGCUGUACUGUGAGGAGGAGUACAACGAGUGUCUGUCGGCCCCCUGCCAGAACUACGCCACCUGCAAGGACCUCGUCAACGCCUACGAGUGUGUCUGCACUACACAGUUUGAAGGCAGACACUGUGAAAUCUACAAGGAUCCAUGUCUGAAGAUGCGCUGCCAGAACGGAGGGCGCUGUGAGAGCGAAGGACUCAACGUGUCCUGCUCCUGCCAGCCGGGAUACCUGGGGGAGAAGUGUGAGGUGGACGUUAACGAGUGUGAGAGCAGCCCUUGUCACCAUGGAGGCACCUGCGUCGACCAAUCAAACGGCUUCACCUGUCACUGUCCACCUGGGUGGGUGGGGCCCAGCUGUGAGAUCCACCUGCAGUGGAAGCCGGCCCACACGGAGGACACCCUGACCAACAUGCCCCGCCACUCCCUCUACAUCAUCAUCGGAGCGCUGUGCGUGGCCUUCGUCCUCAUGCUCAUCAUCCUCAUCGUGGGCAUCUGCCGCAUCAGCCGCAUCGAGUACCAGGGAUCGUCACGCCACGCCUACCAGGAGUUCUACAACUGCCGCAGCAUCGACAGCGAGUUCAGCAACGCCAUCGCCUCCAUCCGCCACGCCAGAUUUGGCAAGAAGGCCAAGCCUGCCAUGUACGAUGCGACUCCCAUCGCCUACGAGGACUACAGUCCUGACGACAAGCCUCUGGUCACCCUCAUCAAGACCAAGGAUUUGUAAAACACAACCAUCCUUUCACAAGCUACACACAAACACACACAUAUAUAAACAGAACGUCAGUAUACAUCUUGAAGUAUUUCUUAAGAAAAAAAACAACAGCAGAACAAAAUUGAAUGUAUAGUUAGGAAAAAAAAACAUACUCUGUAGUUUAAAAAAUCUGGAAUUUGAUACAUCUAUUUUCCUGUCAAAGUCCACGAUAAGGCUUUAUUGUAGCAUACGAUGCAUUAAGUUAUUGACGACACUACCAGUAAGCUCUGCUGUACAAGAGAGAUGACUUUAGACUGUCUGUCUGCGACCCACGGCCCAACAUUUCUACGUGUAAUCUCAGCAGGCAGCGCUGAUGGUGUGGUAGACAUAGAUGCACUCCUCUCGGUGCAUACACUGUAUCUUUUUCUAUAUCUUAAAAAAAAAAAAUCUGCAGUAGGUUGCCUUACUUCGUGCAUGGUUAGAUUAGAUGUUCUCUGUAUUAUUUCCAAAUCCUUUGUACUUGGUUGUUGUUGUUUUUUCUCAAGAUUGUACCAAAUAUUUUUUUGGGAGGGGGUGAUUUGUGGUUAGUAGAGGAAAUAUACACAUGUAUAAAAAUACUAGUCACAGUUUUUCUUUUUUUAAAAUACAUAUCGUCUUUACAUGCAAGUUUUUUCAUUGGUGUAUGAUUAGUAAAGAAAGUUUACAGAAGUACUGUGACCCUACCAUCCUGCUGUAUGUAUAUCAGUGAUAUUUAGGAUAAUAGGUAGGUAUAUCUCUCAAGAAACAGACAAAUAGUUGGUUUUAAUCAGUGUACACAUUCACCUCUAGUAUUGACGGUGUUGAAUUGGGUGAUUAUUUACUGGCUUUAGGGUGGAUGUAAUGGAGGAGGAAGAUGAAGAAGAGGAGGGUGAUUUAAAUGUGCUUCUGUGUCCUGCCAUUGGAAAACGCUCUGUCCGUGCAGCUGUGUUGUUCCUCUCAAGGUCAAGCAAUGUUUUACCAAUAGGCUCAGCUCAUUUGAUUUCUCUCUCAUUUUAAACACAUUGGCCACAUGGUCACUUAUUAUCUAUGUUGAAUGAUGUAAACAAUAAAGAUUCAAGUGAACAACA
Messenger RNA from Notothenia coriiceps (black rockcod), 2414 nucleotides. RefSeq names its product delta and Notch-like epidermal growth factor-related receptor. The record is from RefSeq and is a predicted model, not a curated record. Gene Ontology annotation, biological process: establishment or maintenance of epithelial cell apical/basal polarity; heterophilic cell-cell adhesion. Lineage: Eukaryota; Metazoa; Chordata; Actinopteri; Perciformes; Nototheniidae. Bases 1 to 1341 code for a protein of 446 amino acids. The transcript is spliced from 8 exons. Gene Ontology annotation, cellular component: plasma membrane; protein-containing complex. Gene Ontology annotation, molecular function: calcium ion binding.